AUGCCCACUCGCUUCGCCCACACCGGGCUGUGGAAGCUCUUUGGAGGAAGUCAACAGACCAGCUGGCCUGAACCAGCUGAAUCUACUGGCCACUUUCUCAAACAGGUCGAAGACGUCAAAUAUUGGACAGCCAAAGGACCCGCCGUAAGGGCGUUCGAAAUUUUGUCGCCGGACAUCGUGGACCAUCUCAGCCAAUUUCUUGACACCAUUAGUAGUCGCUCUGUGGUUGAGUUCUACGUCUUUAUGAGAGGCGACAAUCCGACAACAACGUACCCUGUCGUUAUGUUCACGUGUGAGGACUCCGAACCUCGCAGACAGGUGCAGAAAAUUAUUGAUGAAAGUGGAUUACUCGACGACUUUCCAGGCAUGAAAUCCGAUAACGCUGCCUAUCCACCGGACUCCGAUUGUCAAUUUGAACAAUGGGCUUCGGAAACUGUUCGGCAGGACAACGAGGAUGCUUCUUGCAGAUCAAACUCAGGCUCAGUAUCUAUUACGGGCAACACAGUAUCCGUGAACUCGGUGGCUAAGGCUGGGACUUUUGUCCGAAAGGCUACCAUUGGAGGGUUUGUGCAGCACGAGCUGGACGUUUAUGCCUACACUGCUGGCCAUGUCUUCCAUCAGAUGAUGCCACCAUCUGAUAUUAGGCGUUCAGAAGUGUUGCAGGAUCCUGUACAUCUUUCAGCUGUUGCAUCACAGGGUAUUGAAUUGUCACUGUCAUCUGUUGACCUCGACUAUGCAUUCCUCAGACUUCCUGAUCCAGCAUCCGCCUUUCAGCUAAACAUACGCAGCGAUGUGCAUGCGAGACAGCCCACACACGUUAUUCGGGCGCCGCUGAAGGAUGUCGCAAUUAUUGUGGAAACUACGUCUGCAGGCACCAUCAAGGGAACUUUGUCUAGUACACGUGCUUAUACUCGUCUGCCACAUAGCAAGUCCUUCCAAAAAGUUUUCAAGGGCAGAUUUUCGCAACCACUGGCAAAGGGUGAUUCUGGCUCCUGGGUCAUUGACGAGUCAAAUCAUGGGCUUUACGGCCAUGUUAUUGGGGGCGGCGGUAGGACUGCAUACAUUAUGCCUGCGCAUAGUGUCUUCGAGGAUGCGAAGCAAAAGCUUGGAGGUUGCAUCAACUUCCCUCAUAAUUCACAUAUUGGUCAAUCCGAUCCACGUGUGAGGACAGAAGUGCAAGAAGACUUGUUCUAUGAACCAGAUCCGAGGGGGCUACCUUUGAUGGAAGUUGCUGAGCAGGUUACCGAGCCAUCAUUACAAGAAAUCGAACAAAAAAUGUUUGGUAGGGGCCGAGACAUAACUUUUAUCUUAGACAACCUAGACAGCAAAGCGAAUAUUCUCUGGCUGGAGGUAUAUCAGAGCUUGCUUGAUAAGAUUGAGGACUGUGACGGAGUCGACCAUCCUGGUCAUGACAAGAACAAUAAGGAUGAGAGUGAAAGCGACGGAUCGAGCAUGAUUUGUGCCUUCAUGCGCGACGAUGAAACUCCUGACUAUCUUGUUCCGCAUAGAAAUAUAGUCGAGAAGUUCUGCUAUGGUGCAAGCUUGCAUAUGCUUCAAAGCGAGCAAGCACCGUUUCUCUUCAAGUAUGGCGCUUGGUUGGGCGAGAGUGGUGGCGGCAGCUUCCAGUCAGGCCCAACAUGGUUGACAGCACGUGGACUGUACGAGGCGUUGAAUCCAUCGAGAAUCCGGACACAAGGACGUACUGCACUUGAGAAGAACGCGGACGACAGUUCUAUUCCGAAAGCCGAUAAGGACAUCGAAAGACGCUUAAUAUUCCUCAAUGAUCUAGAACCCUGGGACAUCUAUGCUCUUGUUGCCACAGCUACCACGCAACAGGUUUCUGCACUCCAGGAUGCCUUUCACGGAUACUUAUCCUCUAAGAGCUGUAUUGAAGUCAUGUUACCAACAGUCUGCUUCCGAUUUUCGUUGCAUCUGCCGUAUUACGCGUGGAGGACAUCGCCACAUCCUCGCAGGGAUGCACGUCUCGACGGCUCGGGACGGGCGUUGCGGCAAUCCAUGGAUGUAUCACUACUUGCAGAACCGCUGGUCCGUGACUGUACCGCGGACAAUUCGUACCUCUAUGAGGCACAAAUUUCCUGCGUAGUCGCAGGUUGCGAUGAAAGGAGAUGGACCGCGUAUUGCUUCGUCGACAGCUAUUUCGAUAGCGAGGAUCGGCGGCCAUCCAAACCUGGCCCAGAGAUGUUGAGCGAAGUCCAAUCUUGGGGAUCUCCUUCGAGACCACCCAACCGGCAUGAAGCCCGCUACUUCUUUCUCAAGGUCUUAGCAACGAGGACCGAACAAAUUUGCAAGGAGUGGGGCCUUGUGAUGAGCAAGCUGGAGCAGAGUUCCCGUUCGUGGUUUACACGUUCUUGGGUUCGUAUGGAAAUUGAAGAGAAUGAAGAUGCAAUUCAGGGCCUAGUGUGUUCCAUGCGGCAGUCCUUGGAACGGCUCGAAGCUGCUUCCUCCAUUCUGUUGGACUUGAGGAAUGCGAUGGAACGAACACUCCAAGUCUACGCAGAAUUUCUCGAUCAACUCACCAUCAACUUCUCCACAGACGUGUCAGGGUCAUUGGCAGAGCACAUGGCUUCGCCGAAUAGCAUUCGGACAAGCUUCACCCGGUUACAAAGGCUGGAAGUGCGCCUUAAAAGCUUGGAGGGCCGUUGCAAGGCAUGGGAAUGGCAGAUUCGAUGCAAACUCACCCGACGUGACAUGGAUGCGGGAGAGCUCCAACGGAGAUUGGCCGAGAAAUCUCAUCGGUUGAGCGAGCUCGGCAAGAGAAUCUCAUUGACUACGAUGAUGUAUCUGCCUAUCUGUUUCACCGCUGCGAUUUUCUCGAUGGAGGAAUCAGUCCGUCCCUUUACUCCGAGUGGCACCUCAAUGUUGGCCACGUUUAUCGGUGCCUGCAUCCUACUGCGCGUGGUAUAUCAGGUUGAGGUUUACCUAAGUCACGAGAAACUCCCGACACAGUUUCAAAGUCUGAAGACCUGGUGGCGAGGAGCUUGGUCCUGGCCGGCGUUCGCGAUGCGUCGGCGGCAACUCAUACCACUGUACUCACGCAGAAAUCAAGGCCAUGACCCUGAAAAGGAUCAGUAUUGGCUUCUGGAAGGAAGUGCCUCCGGGUAA
Molecule: messenger RNA, 3123 nt
Organism: Exophiala oligosperma
Lineage: Eukaryota; Fungi; Ascomycota; Eurotiomycetes; Chaetothyriales; Herpotrichiellaceae
Exons: 8
Coding region: 1-3123 (1040 amino acids)
Source: RefSeq, a predicted model, not a curated record